Messenger RNA from Leptinotarsa decemlineata (Colorado potato beetle), 2253 nucleotides. Its product is annotated as intermembrane lipid transfer protein Vps13. Gene Ontology annotation, biological process: protein retention in Golgi apparatus; protein targeting to vacuole. NCBI's taxonomy places the organism in Eukaryota, Metazoa, Arthropoda, Insecta, Coleoptera, Chrysomelidae. The record is from RefSeq and is a predicted model, not a curated record.
UCCAAGAUGCAGCUACUAAUAAACUGACGGAUGUUAAAGAAAUGACUUCUUUGGGCCUUCAGUAUGCAAUUGAAAAACAUAUACUCCUCGAUCUCAAUAUCGAUUUACAUGCUCCGUUGGUGAUUAUUCCUUCAGAGGGAAAGUUCAUUGAACAAGCAAACGUCUUAUUGGUGAAUUUGGGCCGCUUAAAAAUAUUUACCCAUGGCAAACGGUCGUCUGCAUUCGAAGUGAGAAAGUUAUAUGAGCAGGGAAAAGACCAAAAGGAUAUUUUUGAGUUCAUGAAAAAAAAUUGUUAUGAUAAUUUCCGGGUAGAAUUAUCUGAUUUACAAAUUUUAAUAGCAGAAAGCAACGAAAAUUGGUUGACAACACUUAGUGAUUCUGUAACAUCAGAUAUGCACUUAUUAAGUCCACUUACCCUCUCUAUUAAUUAUUCUAAAUGUUUGAUUGUAGAUGAUCCACGUUUGCCACUCAGUAUAAUUACUGGGGAGUUGCCUUCUAUCAGUAUUAUAUUUUCGAAGGCAAGGUUAAUUUUAUUAGUUGCUCUAAUGGCAAGUAUUGAUUUUUCCGGCAAAGAUAUUCCUCAGCCUCAACCUCUUUCGAAAGCUAAAGGUUCUAGUAGAAUGUUACUCAAAUAUAAAGAACUUCAGGACACUGCUGCUAAACAGACAAAACGUUUAUUGAACACUCUUCCAUCUGAGUCUACCAAGAAAGAGGUUAUUCAAUUAACCACUUUACAGAUGAAAUUUAUAAUGUCAGAAUUCGCCUUAAAAAUAAACAAUCAAGAAAUAAUUGGCGGCCAAUCUACUGAGUUCGUAUCAUUCGAAGUAAAUUCUUUGGAAUGUGGUUUGAUACAGCAAACAUAUGUCACCCAUGUGUCAUUAUUAAUUGGCAGCAUUGGAUUGCAGUUGCAUAGACAUGAACAAGUGAUAGAGAUUAUUAAAACUCCUUCGUCUGGUAAAGUAAAAGAGUGUUUAUUCAAGGCCAUAUAUUUUCAGGUAAAUGAAAAAUGCCCAGAACUACAUUCGACUUACAAGUCAUGCGAAUCAUGUUUGUCAUUGAAUUUUGAAAUUUUGUAUAUUCUACUUCAUCAAGAAGGGCUUCUUUCGGUGAUACGAUUUACAACGGACAUUCAAGAUGAGGUGAAUCUACUUACUCAAAGUAGCCACAAAAACAGGAUUGUGUCUGCAAAAUCUGAUAAACAGCUUUUUUCUACCAGUGAACAUCUGAUUGGACAAAAAAAAAAAGCAAGAAGGAAAUUACCCGUUGUGGUCGCCACAAUCAAAUUCAAAUUAAUGGUAAUACUCAAAGAAGUUGAAAUUAAAUUUGGAACUGAUACAAGUUACAUUUCAUCUUGGGCAAUUAGAGGAAUUGAUACUACUGUUGUUGUUAAAGAUACCUACACCCAAAUCAAUUCAAUUCUGCAAGAAAUCUCUAUUAUGGAUUUAAAUCCAAGUACACUUCAUAAAUUGAUUUUGUCAGGUACUGAAGGAGUAGCACUCACAACACAAAUAGUAUUCAAUAAUUCGACUGUUAAGUCUGAUAUAUCUGAUAUGGAUGUAGUGGUUAAACUUGGGGAAAUGCGAAUUGUUUUCCUCAAUUGGUUCGUCUUGAAUAUGUUGAAUUUUCUUAAUCAGUUCCAAGCUGCCCAACAGAAAAUUAUCGAGGCUUCCCAAGCUGCUGCUCAAACUGCCAAGGAGAACAUGAAAGAAGUUUAUACUAAAGCUACAAAAGUUUCUCUGAAUAUAAAUCUGAAAGCCCCAAUAAUACUUUUUCCAGUUGACUCUCAAAAUUAUAAUUGUUUACUCUUGGAUAUGGGAGUUAUUACACUAUCAAAUGCAUUUUUGAAUCUAGAUGUUGAAAAUGAAGAACAUCCAGUUGUUGUCGAUGAUUUGAAAAUAACAUUGACUGAUCUAAAAGUUUCUAGGAUUAAAUUGAAUGAAGAAUACCAAACCAUUACAGAAAGUUCGUUACUGAAACCUUUGUCAUUUAACAUUGCAAUAAAGAGAAAUCUGUCUACCUGGUAUACAUCUAUUCCAGAUAUCACUGUAUUUGGAAAAAUUGAAAUGAUUGAGAUCUCUCACUAACUUGAUAUGGGAGAUUUGCACAAGACUGGACUAGAGUUUUAAUAUAAUCUGGAAACAGGUGAAAACUUCGUUACUUCUGCCUGCCGGCGAGAACAAAACGAUCUAAUUUAUGACACUAUAAAUAUUACUUCAAACUUUACUGACUGACAUUAAUAAUCUUUCCUAAUUA